AUGUUUACAUUUCUAUUAAUUAUUGUAAUUACUAAUGCAACAGAAAGUAUUAAUAAUACAGAAGAAAGAAAUAGAGAAAUAAUACGCACACAAAUAAAAUCGAAUCAAUACAAAAGAAUGUAUAAUGAAUAUAAUGUACAUUUAAAAAGUGAAACUGAUGUAAAACCACCAGCAUCAAUAAAUGUACCAACAAAACCAGAAAGUCAAGGAGUACAACCACUCAGUCAAGAUGGAAAUAGUCAAACAACACAACCACAUGGUCAUGAAGGAGAACAACACAAUGAACAACAACCAAUUCCAGAAAGACAACCACAUCCUUACAAUGAACAUCAACCAAUGCCAGAACAAAAUCCACAUCCACAUAAUGAAAAACAACCACAUGUAGAACAAGAUCAACAAAAACAAUACCACAAUGAACAUCAACCAAUGCCAGAAAAACAACAAUCUGACCAAAACAAUGAACAACAUAAUGAACAUCAACCACCUGUACCACAUGAUAAUACUCCAAAAAAUGACACUCCAAAAAAUACCGACUCUCAAAAUAACAACAAUCAAAAUAUUAACAAUAACCAAAAUAAUCAGUCAGAUAAUACCAAUCAAAAUAAUCAACAAGAUGAUAAGAAAAAUGAAUCAAAAGAUAAAAACAAAGAAAAAGACAAU
Molecule: messenger RNA, 660 nt
Organism: Entamoeba histolytica HM-1:IMSS
Lineage: Eukaryota; Evosea; Mastigamoebida; Endamoebidae
Product: G-box-binding factor, putative
Exons: 1
Source: RefSeq, a predicted model, not a curated record